Nicotiana tabacum (common tobacco) is the source of this 1326-nucleotide messenger RNA. NCBI's taxonomy places the organism in Eukaryota, Viridiplantae, Streptophyta, Magnoliopsida, Solanales, Solanaceae. The record is from RefSeq and is a predicted model, not a curated record.
AUGAAAGCCCAGGCGUUGGCAUAUCAUUUGGCUGAAAACCCGGUUGACGAAGAAUACCAAACGUUGAGCACAUACUUUCUAGAUGAAGAGGUAAACACAAUAGAAGUAGUCCCUGAGGACGCUCAUGCUUGGAAAAUGUUCUUCGAUGGGGCAGUGAACGGCAAAGGUGUAGGGAUUGGGGCAAUUUUGAUCUCACCUACUGCUCAGCAUUAUCCGGCUACAGCUAGGCUCCGGUUCUUCUUCACGAACAAUACUGCUGAAUAUGAAGCCUACAUCAUGGGCAUGAAUAUGGCGAUUGACCAAGAUGUUGAAGAUUUAUUGAUCAUAGGGGAUGCAAAUUUGAUUAUCCGGUACAUCCCUCGGUGCCACAAUGAGCUAGCUGAUGCACUUGCUACUUUAGCCUCGAUGUUGCCUUAUCCAGGAAAUGCCUACAUCGAUCCCUUGGAAAUCCAAAUCAGGGAAAGGCAUGGUUACUGUAAUGCGAUUGAAGCAAGGCCAAACGUCCAGCCAUGGUACCAUGAUAUUAAGAGGUUUUUGAAAACACAAGAGUACCCCGAACAUGCUACUGGAUAUCAAAAGAGGGCCAUUAGGCGGCAUGCGAGUGGUUUCUUUAUGAGUGGUGAGGUCUUGUAUAAAAAAACCCCGGAUCUCAAUUUAUUGAGAUGUGUUGACGCUGAGGAAGCUAGAAGAAUCAUGCAGGAAGUGCACGCAGGAGUGUGUAGACCUCAUAUGAACGGGUAUGUCCUGGCAAAGAAAAUACUUCGAGCUGGGUAUUAUUGGAUAACUAUGGAAAAAGAUUGCUUCAACUUUGUCUGGAAAUGUCAUCAGUUUCAGGUGCACGGAGAUCUGAUUCAUGCACCUCCAAUAGAAUUACAUCCCAUGUCAGCACCUUGGCCUUUUGUCGCCUGGGGUAUCGAUGUCAUUGGUCCGAUCGAGCUGAAAGCUUCAAAUGGGCACAAAUUCAUAUUGGUUGCUAUUGAUUACUUCACAAAGUGGGUAGAAGCCAUCACUCUCAAAACAUUCACUAAGAAAGUUGUAGUGGAUUUUGUACACUCGAACCUUAUUUGUCAUUUCGGCAUUCCUGUAACUAUUAUCACAGACAAUGUGGCGAACCUGAAUAGUCGUUUGAUGGAGGAAUUACCUUUUGCCUUACUGGGAUAUCGCACUACAGUGUGCACAUCGGUAGGAGCAACCCCGUAUUUGCUGGUUUAUGGAACCGAGGCUGUGAUACCGGCAGAGAUGGAAAUUCCUUCGCUCCGGACAAUUGUUGAAGCAGAGAUCGAAGAUAGUAAAAACUUGAUUGGAACAGUUGACUUUGAUUUAUGA